Cucurbita moschata (crookneck pumpkin) is the source of this 1993-nucleotide messenger RNA. RefSeq names its product homeobox protein knotted-1-like 3. The record is from RefSeq and is a predicted model, not a curated record. The transcript is spliced from 6 exons. Gene Ontology annotation, cellular component: nucleus. Bases 126 to 1535 code for a protein of 469 amino acids. Gene Ontology annotation, biological process: regulation of DNA-templated transcription. Gene Ontology annotation, molecular function: DNA binding. NCBI's taxonomy places the organism in Eukaryota, Viridiplantae, Streptophyta, Magnoliopsida, Cucurbitales, Cucurbitaceae.
UGGUCUAAAAAUUGAGUCCUAUAAUGGUUAUAGUAGAAGACUAGAAGUAGAACCUCAUAAUCAUAUCAUCUUCUUUCUCUCUCUAUCUUCCUUUCUCUCUCUUCUGUCCAUCUCUGUGGGCUUCCAUGGCGUAUCACAAUCACCUCUCACAGGACCUUCCCCUCCACUUUUCUGACCACCAACAACACCACCAAAAUCAGCCUCUCUCUGAUACCUCUCUGCGUACCAUUCUGCCGGACCAGCUUGCCGGCGGUCACUCCUCGCCGGACCCCAAGUCCCACCAUCAUCAUCACCAUCAUCCGCUGCAGACAGCGCCGAAUUGGCUCAACAACGCACUGCUUCGCAACCAAAACCCCCAUUCUCACUACUCUACCGACACCGUCACCACAGCCGCCGCCGCCGCAGCCGCCAAUACCAAUUUCCUCAACCUUCACACCACUGCAUCGGAUUCCACCGUCUCUCACUCCUCAAACCAAUGGCUCUCCCGUCCGAUCCUCCACCGCAACCAUAGCGAUGUCAUCGACGAUGUCACCGCCUCCGCCGGUGAUGCUAUGAUCGGUGCCGCUACCGCCGCGCUCUCUCACGAUUCCGGUGAGAUGAAGAACGACGCUAAUAGCGGCGAUGGAAUGAACAAGAGCGAGGGUAUGGUGAUGGAACCUAGCGCCGGUGGAGAGGGGGUUUUGAAUUGGCAUAAUGCUCGUUAUAAAGCCGAGAUUCUCACUCAUCCUCUUUACGAGCAGCUUCUCUCCGCUCAUGUCGCUUGCCUUCGCAUCGCAACACCCGUCGAUCAAUUACCGAGGAUCGACGCCCAGCUCGCUCAAUCUCAGAAUGUCGUCGCUAAAUACUCCGCUUUAACCCACACCGCUCCACCGCCCAUGGUUGGCGAUGACAAAGAGCUCGAUCAAUUCAUGACGCAUUAUGUUCUUUUGCUUUGUUCUUUCAAAGAACAGCUCCAACAACAUGUUCGUGUCCAUGCAAUGGAAGCUGUAAUGGCUUGCUGGGACAUUGAGCAGUCCCUUCAAAGCUUAACAGGAGUUUCGCCCGGUGAAGGUACGGGAGCAACGAUGUCGGACGACGAAGACGACCAAGUCGACAGCGAUGCAAAUUUAUUUGAUGGGAGUUUAGAGGGUCCAGACACUAUGGGAUUUGGCCCUCUUAUUCCCACAGAAAGUGAGAGGUCCUUGAUGGAGAGGGUCAGGCAAGAGCUGAAGCAUGAGCUAAAAUCGGGUUACAAGGAGAAAAUUGUGGAUAUAAGGGAAGAAAUUCUGAGAAAGAGGAGAGCUGGAAAACUCCCCGGUGACACCACCUCUGUCCUCAAACAAUGGUGGCAAUCACAUUCAAAGUGGCCUUAUCCUACGGAGGAAGACAAGGCAAGGUUAGUGCAAGAAACUGGUCUGCAGCUGAAACAGAUAAACAAUUGGUUCAUCAACCAAAGGAAGCGAAACUGGCACAACAAUCCUUCAAGUUCUACCAACUUGAAAAGCAAACGCAAAAGAAGUAAUGCAGGUGAAAACAGCAGCGACCGUUUCAAAUGACUUGUUUCCAACAAAAUCAUGUUCUCAACACUUUGCUGCAGCAGCAUAUAAACCCCAUACUGAUUAUUUUACGAGCAUUGAAGGUAUUCAUUUUAAGCUUGCAAAACCAACGUACGUAGUUAUUGCUUUGACCAAAGAAGUUAGGGAUGAGAAAACGGGACGGGGACGGGGACAGGGAUGGAGGAAUAUAUGCUGUGUCGCAGGGGCACACGUAAAGAUCGAAAACGUGCUUUCGACUUAAAAAUAUGAAGAAUGUGUUAAGGGUUUUUUAUGAUAUGAUUAGAAGUUGAUAUUAGGAGUAUAUUAGUGGAAAUGAAUUGGAUACUCCAUUGGAAUGGAGUUGUGAUUUUUGUUUAAGCUUCUUCAUGUAUGUGAAUAAGAUGGGUGUACAGUUUUAAUAAUCUGUGCAUUGUUCCUUACAAUAUAUAAUACAUCUCAUUAUAGCUCCCUUUUAUAUA